Messenger RNA from Culicoides brevitarsis, 3432 nucleotides. It is a transcript of the gene Slmap, whose product is annotated as sarcolemmal membrane-associated protein. The record is from RefSeq and is a predicted model, not a curated record. The transcript has 9 exons. Gene Ontology annotation, molecular function: protein binding. Lineage: Eukaryota; Metazoa; Arthropoda; Insecta; Diptera; Ceratopogonidae. The coding region runs from base 725 to 3247 and encodes 840 amino acids.
CGUCGCGAGAGUGCAAGAAUUGUCUCGUAUUUUUGCAUUUUUCUCAUCCAAAAUCGAAUCAUUUUCACGAAAAUUCGGUUAAAUUGCUUGCGCAAGACUCUCCUUUCCCGUUGUGAUACGUUAGCAAUUUAAUUUACAGCAAAAAAGUGCGACAAAAAUCCAUUGGAAAAAAACAGAAGAAAAAAAUUUCAGUGCUACAUAACAUAGAAACAGAGCGAACGACGACGACGAACAAUCCCUACGUUGAACGAGAAAUCUCGUCUUUUUUUCCUUCAUCAUUAAAUAUUAUUAUUGUUAUUACACUUUAAUUGCUUCGAUUGUUUCCUUAUUGCUUCUUUGCUGCUUCUUGGAUUGCAGAAAGGCUGGAAAAACUCGCGAGUCCGAGAGAAAAGUGCGUCUCCGAAGCUGCUUUGCUGCCAUCAUCAUCACGAAAAAUGGAUUGUUUAUAUUGUUAUUGAACGAAGAAAUUGACGAAAAAAAAUCUGAAAAAGAAAAAAUGAUGCGAAAAUAAUAAAUAAAGUGGCUAUCUGGCAAAAAAUAUCAAACAAACACAAAGAAAAGAAAUAUUUAUCAUUUUUUCAUAACAAAAAAAAAAUAUAAAUAAAUAUAAAAUUGUGUGUAAAAAAAACUUGUGUAGCUGGCUGUAACAAGUGAGACACUAUUAGACCAGACUUUGAUACACACGCAAAAUUUUCAUAUAAAUUUUGCAUAAUUUUAUCAGGUCAUGGUUAUUAUCAGUAAAGAUGAUUAUUUAUCCUUCAUGAAUGAAGUUGGAGUCAGAAUGCAAACUCCAUCCGGGAACGUAAAUAAUCAAUUGUCGACGACAAUUUCGGUUGGAGGCUCCGUCACAGGCACAUCUACGCUCGGCGGCGUCGGCAAGCAGAACAACAAUCUCGAUGUCAGCAACUCGCAAAUUUCACUGAUUCCGUCGCAAUUUCAGCCGCCAUUACCGCAAGCGCAGCAAUUGCUGCAACAGUUACAGCAACAAAGUCAACAGCAGCAAGCGCAACAACAAAUUAAUGGGAAUGGCGCGAACACGGGCGGUAAUAAUAAGUCGCCGCAAGUUGCGCGGGCAUGUCUCGUUUGUCGACCCAAUUCGCAUCCGUUUCAAAACCGCACGUUAUAUUUAGAGCCAAAUGUAGAAGUAAAAGUCGGGCGUUCCGUUGCACGCAACAAAGUCUCCGAAACUAAUGCCAUUUUCGAUUGCAAAGUCCUUUCGCGAAAUCAUGCCGUGCUGUGGUACAGCGACGGCAAAUUCUUCCUCAAAGACACGGGCAGCAGUAAUGGCACGUUCAUCAACAACCAACGCCUUAGCCAAACGACGACAGAAUCCGAGCCGUUCGAAGUCAGUUCAGGCGACAUUGUGCAAUUUGGUGUCGAUGUCAUGGAAAAUGCGCGCAAAGAAACGCACGGAUGCAUCGUGGCGACACUCAAACUCUUUUUGCCGGAUGGGCGUGAGACGAAGGCGAGCCAAAGUACGUUGGUUGGGGCAAUUUGUACGAAAAUCGAGCCAUCCGAUCUGUAUCGCUUGAAUCAAUACGUGCAGGAAAUAGUACAAAGGGAUCAAAUUAUGGAGUCCAAACUCAUGAAUAUGCAAAAGACUGUCGAUGUCACGAGAAAAAACUCUUCUGCUUGUUGGCAAGCCCUUAUCGACGAAGAUCGUCUCCUGAGUCGCAUCGACAUGCUUGAGAAAAAAUUGCAAUUCAUGCAGAAGAACGUCACGGAAGACAAAAUACGCGAAGAAAUCCUAAAACUCCAUGAAGAAAAGCAAAUUUAUCAAAAUUCCGCUAAAGAAGCACUUCGGAAGGCGUAUCAGGAUCGUUCGGAUGCCAUUCAGCGAUUAACUACCAUUCAACGGGCAUUGUGCAGCAGCGAGGACGAAUGUUCAUUACUCAGGGAACAAAUUUCUAAACUAACACAACAAAUUCAAGAAUUAACCGAAAAACUUCAAACGAUCCAAAAUCAGUUCGAUGAAAAAAUGUCUGAGGCAGCGCAGAAGGAAACUGAUAAAAAUGUCGUUAUCGAUGGACUGAAAAAUGACUUGAAAAUGCUGCAAGAGAGGAUUCCAUUGUUAGAGAACGACUUCAUGGGUGACGAAGAAGAAGGACAAGUAAAAGAUACCAACAUCUCAUCAGCUUCGAUUGAAAAAUUGUCAUCGCUCUUCAUGAACUCCAAUAUCAAAAACAUGAAGGACUCUUUUGACAUCAUCAGUGCAAUUUGCAAUGAAAAUGAUUUUGAAACAAACGACGAUUCUUCGCAACAACUGGACAACGCAACUGCUAAAAUCUACAAGAAAAUCUUGCACAUGGAGUCAAUAAUUAAUUUAAUUGAAGAGUCUGAGAUGAAAAAGGCUGGAAGUGGAUUAAAUAACGAUUCUAAUGUCGUUUCGGAGAAUAACGAGCAAUCUUCGAACCAAAAUGUUUGUGAUGGAAACCAAAAUUUGAAUUCAUCGGCGGUACUCGCUGCUGUGACGGAUGCAAAACUUAUGAAAAAAGCAAUUAAAAAUUUAAAAAAUAGUUUUAUUGAUUUUAUGAAGGAGAGUACAAAGAUCGGAAGUGACAGCAAGAGCAGCAAAGAUGCGGAAACUUCUGAAGAGAUACAAGAUCAAAUAACAACUUUGAAGCAAGAACUCGAGUCACGCCCAUCGCUGAACGACUACAAAGAAAAAAUAAAUCUCAUCGACGAGCUAAACGAGAAACUAACGCUCUCCGAAACGGAAAAUUUGGCAUUUAAGCUUGAACUGACGACAAACAAGACGAAAGUUGAGCAACUUGAAAAGGCUUUGUCGGAAAAGCAACUUGACAAACCGUCGUCAACCUCCGUGUCGGAAUCCACCGCUCAAACCGAAGCAAUAGAAAUAAAGGAAAUCUCAACCAACACCAGCUUUAAUGAAAAUCCAUCGGAACCCGCCGUCGCUGCAGAAAUUGUGCCAUCAUUAAAAACGACGCCGACGACGACGACGGAGGACAAACCGAGCGGUGUCGAAGAAAUUUUGUCGACGUCGCUUGAAAACGAACUCAAAAUUAUCCAGCAUCCGGAGAUGCAACGCGAAGAGGAGAUGGUUAUCUUUAAGGAAAAAUACACAAAACUAGUCGAGGAAAAGCUAAAGUUAGAUCAGGAAUUGUUGCAGCUGCGCGAAGACUAUCAUCAGUAUCGUAACAAAUCACUCGUCACGUUACUCAUCUAUUUAACGCCAAUUUUUGCACUAAUUAGCUACGUUUUCUCCUACAUGAUGUCAAGCAACUAAAAAAUUUAUUUAUUAUUUUUUUUUUUGUUUUUUGCUGCUAAAAAAAAGCUUAAAGCUGUGAAAGCAUUCAACAAAAAAAAAAGAAAAAUUUGAAAAAAUGUACUUUAAUGAAAUUUGUAGAGCAAAAAUUAAAUUAUUAAAAAAUUGUAUUAAAAAAAAUUUGACGUGGAAAUCUGCUUGAUAUU